AUGCAGCUGCGGAGGUUUGCUCAGUGCAUGCAGUUGGAGAAGCUGGAUUUGCAGAAUGAGUUCGAUAUUUGUCGCGAAAAGUACGAAGCAGAUGUUGGAAAGUUGGUGGAAAAAAUAAGAUCGCAAGAAAUUCUCCUGGCAUCGAUACGAACGUCAGCAUCAAAUUCUUCUAAGGAAGUGGAACGACUAACGGCAGAGAACAGCGCUUUAGCAGACCGAGCUCAGAGGAGUUCUGAAGCUGGACUAGCAUCUGCGGUGGCGGCCAGCCCGAGCGAAAUCGAAGAGCUCGUUGCGUUGUUGGAAAAGUCAACGGGAGAGGUUGAAAGGCUGCAGGAUCAAGUGGCCUUGUGGAGGAGACGUGGGGAGGAGGCGGAAAAAGAAUGGUGGUCUUCGGAGCUAUCACGCCUGAGGCGAGAUUGCUCUAGAAAGCAGGCUGCUCUAUGCAAAGCUCGGCGCCAAGGUGAGCUCAGCAUCGAGGCUCUCGCCGAAGCAUCAAGGAUAGCUAGGAGACGCUACACUCAUGCAAUCAAGAAAGCCAAAAGUAAGAGCUUCAGGGACUGGGUUAGCCGCCUUGGGGACAGUCGGGCCUUGAAGUCCCUUAUGGAGGAGGCGCCCAUCGACGUCGAAUCGGUCGACGCCGAAGAGGCAGCAUCCGCAUUUUUCGGAGACACCGUCUCGCCCAGGGUAUACAUUCCCAGUACUCGGGUCUCUCUCGAAGAUAUGGGAGGACCGAUCACCCGAGAGGAGCUUGAAAGUGCUAUAGCUGCUCGCCCUAAAGGCCGAGCACCUGGAUCUGAUGACGUCGCAUACGAGCACAUCUCCGUAGCCUGGAAAUGUAACGGCCGUUGGGCUGCCGCUCUGCGCACGCUCAUAACAGCGAUCCUCCAGUUCCAAUAUUUCCCAAGGUGCUUUCAAGGCGCCGAGGUUACCCUUCUGAGGAAGAAAGGCAACCGGACGGGUUGGUCCAAGUUUAGACCCGUAUCGCUCUCGCUGACACUUGCAAAAGUAUGUGAGGCCGUGAUAAGCGAACGGCUAGAGCGCUCCAUAGGCGCCCUCCCUCCCUUCGUGCACGGAUUCACCUCCAACAGGUCAACCGACACAGCAUGGAAACAUCUUUCGAGUGCCCUAGAGAGUGAACCUAAGAACAAAGGACUAAGGGCCGUCGCGGCGUUCGAUGCAGUGGCGGCGUUCAACUCCAUUAGCCACGAAUCUAUUUGUGCAGCCGUCGGCCAUUUAGCCAACAAUGGCUUUGCGGAACUGGUGCGCUCGUUCCUCAGUGGACAAUGGUCGAGUUUAGGGGGAGUCCGGCGAUACUCCACCAAGGGGAUCCAACAAGGAUCUAUUCUGUCGCCGAGGCUGUAUAGCUACGCCACUAUCGAACUAGGAGAAAAACUGCUGGCUCUGAAUGACCCGCACCACGGGAUAACCAUCAAACCAGUAAUAUACGCUGACGACUCGGCAAUAGUUCUGAAGGCCCCUGGCCUUCUCAGCCUUGUGAACACGGUCAUACGUGUAUGGGAAGUGACGGAUACCUGGGCUCGAUCUGUAGACUUAACCCUCUCGGAAGAGAAAAAUGAGAUAUGGGUUGACGGCUGGGCGGACGAAGUUCAGUCAGGCCUGCGCGACAGGGGACACGCCGCGCUGGCAGGGUCGGUCAAGAAGUGUAUCAAGUUUUUAGGACUAUGGCUUGAUCAGAAGCUGAGCUGGAGCACCCACGUUACUGAAAGCAUAGCCCGUAUACGCAAGCUGGCCAUUAGGCUGCGCUCUCUCGUGGGACGUCGCUGGGGUCUUGGCUCGCAGCAACUCCAUUGGAUUUGGAACUCUGUGAUGACUCCUCGUUUAACGUUCGGCGCUCCUACAUGGGGCACCGUCGCGGGGAGAGAAUGGUUCGAGAAAAAAUGCAUACAGCUCCAGGCUUUCAUGGGCCGACUGAUGUGGGGUGCGCUGAAAAGCGCACCGACAUCAGUAGUGUACCGAGUCAGCGGGUUAAAACCGAUCUCUCAGUCUGUUCGCGUACGCGCUUCCAAGCAAUGGCUCCACAGAGACUGGGACAUUAGUGAGGCAGAGACCAGGGCCCUUGGCCGCUGGGGAGCGUUGGGCACGGAAGUACGGAACCCAGAGGACAUGAAUCUCGACGUUUCAUAUCCAGCGAGCAUUGCGAGUGACCACAGGGCGGUCGCAGUCAUAAAUGAUGGUCAAAUAGAUCGCCUCUCUUCUGCUAAGAGGCACAUAUUCUGCGAUGGUAGCAGAAUCGGAGGGUCGGGUCUGACGGGACGUAUCGGAUCGGGUGUUGUCGAGCUGGCGCCGUCCAACAAAGACGCUGCUGUAGUAUGGUUCUCGUAUACGAGGUUACCAGAUUACGCCACCGUGAUGCAAGGCGAGCUUGGAGGGAUCGAAGCUGCGGCCAAUCGGCUGACUUCUACUCGGAUAAAUCCCUUAAAGCAGGCAGUUAUUUACAGUGAUAGUCAGGCCGCCAUCCGGGCAGUGGUUGGCCGAGGUAAGCUCGAGAGUACAUCAGUGAGGAACGCCCGCAGGGCGGUUGAACGUGCUGCUGUGUCAUGCGAUCUAGUAAUUCAGUGGACAAGAGCUCAUGCGGGUAUCAGUGGUAAUGAAAUCGCGGACACCCUGGCGAGAUUAGGCGGAAAGAGAAAGGAUAUAACAAACGUUGGCAUUCCUGAGUCGUACACUGUCCAUCAGGUCAAAGCGAAAUUCAGAGAAGAAGAAGAAUGGCGAUGGCGCAAAGAUCGUCAGCUGACACACAUAAAGAAGACAGGCGUGAUGCUCGACCGCAGCCAAUGCAGUCGCCUUCGCACGGUGGCUGUGUCAAUGAAUGAUCGCAGGCUUAUCUCCGAAGCCUUGACGGGACAUGGCUGUCUGAGGGCCCAUCUAUACCUCUAUACUGGCUAUUACUCGCCUGGUCGAAGGGGUGCUGCGCAAGAAGAAGAAGAAGAAGUGAGCGUCGUGAAUCUGGAAAGGAGUGGUAUGGCUUCGGCCGAUACUGAGGGGCUCUUGCUGAAAAUGGAGGAGCAAACGGCGAAUCUGGCGGAGGACACCGAAAGAUUUUUGGAAGAAUACGCCCGAGUGUGCCUAAAUGAGGAGCGCGAGAGGAUGAUCAGUAACGAUCUGUAUGGUCAUUUAAUCCGAGCCGAGGAGCGUCGAAGGGACCUUCAGCGUGUGGCUGGGGUCGAUGUGAAUAGGGAGGAGGUCGGACAGAUCGUCGAGCGCAGUGAAGUGGAGUUAUAUAGCUCUCGAGAGGAGGUGGAAGGACAGCCGCAGGAUGUUGUGAUUCUCCAGAGUCAGGCCAGGCUCAGCGGGGUGGCCGACAGCAUUGACUUCGGUAGUGAUCAGAUGAGGGCUCUCACUGAGUAUGUGGAAAGGAUGUCUGCUGAAUACGCCCGAGUGUGUAUAGAUGAGGAGCGCGAGAAGAUGAUCAGUAACGACCUGUAUGCUCAUUUAGUACGAGUCGAGGAGCGUCGAAAGGACCUUCAGCGUGUGGCUGGGGACGUUGCUGCUAAGACUGAUGUGGUGCUGAUGAGGGAAGGAUGGAACAGGGAGAGGAGGGAGAUGAUGCGAGAGGAUCGCGAGGGCCAUUUGGAGGCACUCGUGGAGGCUCUAGUAGAUCUCCAGGCUUCUCGAGAGAUCAAAGCAGUUGAACAUUCCACCACUAGAUUGCUGAGUGUUGGAGUGCAGACUAUGCGAGUGGCGCGAUGGAACUCAGUUGUGCAAGCGUCCCCCCGAGUCGCUGAGGUUGGCGUUCAGAGUCGUAUUGAGAUGUCUACGGUGGAGUCCCAAACUAAUGGCGUGGGGAAGAGGAAUAGGAGCAUCUCGAGAUUGACGCAGACUGCUGCUGCUGAUUCUAAUGAUGAUGAUCGAGCGAUGCUUCAUCCGGUUGAUGCCGAACAUAAGGCAGCUAUACGGGAAGAGGCGAUAAGGGAGAUCAAGGCACAUAUGGAGGAGCAAGUGAGGAUCACCAGAUGCAACGGUCAGGUUCGACUGCGUGCUCGAGAGGAAUCAUAUCGAGCUGAAGUAGAGAGGCUAGGCCGAGAACAUCAACGGGCCACGGCGGAGCUCGAACGUCGUCAUGCUGAGGAUCUACGAGUGCAGCGUCUACGGUUGGAAAGGCAGUGGCAAGUGAGACGAUCGAUGGCGGAGAUGUCGAAGAAAAAGGAGACUCGGGAGGCAGCUGUGGUACCUCAGCCAUUGAGGAUAGAUGAGGACAUGCUUGUAACACCGCGAGAUGAGAUUCGUUCGUCUUCAUCAUUCAACAUGCAUCAAGUGUUCGAUGAGCGCCCAAGUCCAAAUGCUAUCCGCCGAGCAAGUGCCGCUCGAGUGGUCGAAUCGGUCAGGAGUGGCAGAAGAAGAGUGAUCGAGAGAACGCUCAGGCCUAAAUAAUUAGUAUUGAAAAGUAUAUAAGUUGCUCUCAUGCUACUGCCCUA
This is a messenger RNA of Perkinsus marinus ATCC 50983, 4436 nucleotides long. RefSeq names its product reverse transcriptase, putative. The record is from RefSeq and is a predicted model, not a curated record. Gene Ontology annotation, molecular function: RNA-DNA hybrid ribonuclease activity; nucleic acid binding. NCBI's taxonomy places the organism in Eukaryota, Perkinsozoa, Perkinsida, Perkinsidae. Bases 1 to 4392 code for a protein of 1463 amino acids. The transcript has 13 exons.